GGCCGCCGCGGCUGCUUUUCAAGCCGGGGAGCGAGGGAGCGCGCGCGUGCUUGGGAGCGCGAACCUGGGGCUGCUGCUGCCGCCGGGAGCGGCGCGGCACCUUAAGGGAGGAGCCGCCGCUCAGGGGACGCGGAAACGCACCAGUGUCCGGCAGUAGCAGGAGCCUGGGCAGGCCCCGCCCCCUGGCAGUAGCUCAGUUUCCAACUCUUCAUCUUUGGUCCAGGCAGCCCCCUGCAGCCCAUGCCCUUGCCAGCCCCAGCAGCCCACGUCAGCGCAUCCAACACCUUGACCGCCCCGCUCCUCCCACAAGCGGCUGCAGCGCAGCUCCUUCCCUUAUCAUCUUUGCUCCCUGCUCCACCACUUGCGCUUUGGUCACGGUCUCCUCCCAACUCCUGCUAAACCGCAGUGACAGGAACUGGGCCCCUCCCCUCCAGACCUAUGGCACAGGACGCCUGCCCCAGCUCUGCACUCACUGUAGGGGACUGUGCAGACAUGAAUCCCAGGAAGGUGGCUCUCAUCACGGGCAUCACUGGCCAAGAUGGCUCGUACUUGGCUGAGUUCCUGCUGGAAAAGGGCUAUGAGGUGCAUGGAAUUGUUCGCCGAUCUAGUUCUUUCAACACUGGCCGAAUUGAGCAUCUCUACAAGAAUCCACAGGCUCACACUGAAGGAAACAUGAAGCUGCACUAUGGUGAUCUCACAGACAGUACUUGCCUGGUGAAGAUAAUUAAUGAAGUGAAGCCCACUGAAAUCUACAACUUGGGAGCUCAGAGCCAUGUCAAAAUUUCUUUUGACCUAGCAGAAUAUACUGCUGAUGUUGAUGGAGUUGGCACUUUACGGCUUCUUGAUGCUGUUAAGACCUGUGGCCUUAUCAACUCUGUGAAGUUCUACCAAGCCUCAACCAGUGAACUUUAUGGGAAAGUUCAAGAAAUACCACAGAAGGAGACUACCCCUUUUUAUCCCAGAUCUCCAUAUGGAGCAGCCAAACUGUAUGCCUACUGGAUUGUGGUGAACUUCAGGGAGGCCUACAAUCUCUUUGCUGUGAAUGGCAUUCUCUUCAAUCAUGAGAGUCCCAGGAGAGGGGCUAACUUUGUAACUCGAAAAAUUAGCCGAUCAGUAGCUAAGAUUCACCUCGGACAGAUGCAAUAUUUCAGUUUGGGCAAUCUGGAUGCUAAAAGAGACUGGGGCCAUGCCAAAGACUACGUUGAGAUGAAUAGUUUGGCUCUUGUUGCCUUGCUCUCUGUGCACAGCAGACUUGGCACAUCGCAGACCUUUCAAGGUACCGUCAAAGUGGGAAGACCUGUUAAAGGACAUUCACCCAAGAUGGAUUGGCAGACAAUAGGAGAACAUCCUUUUCACAGAAAGCAGCUCAUCAGGAAAGCAUCAGCCCAGCUUCUCUGUAGUUAGCUGAAUGCAGAUGAGAGCCAUGAUUAACUCUGAUGAGUGACUAGGGAUUUAUUGUUUGCUUAGAGAUAAGACAUGGGCUUCCUUCGUUGGCACUUUCAGUCAAAUAGUACAGUCUUAGUUUGCUAAACUUCUUUUUUUUUAAGUGAUUUUUUUUACCAAAGCCUUUAUGCUACUUAGGUGCUUUUUGUUGUUGUUGUUUCAAAUUGUCUGAGCCCUUUGUCAUUUGGGCCACAGAAAUCUGGACGUUCUUUACUUGCAUCACAUGUUCUGCAUCCAACAGUGCUUUUUCUGUUCGACGCUUGCCCUCCUCCCAAAGCUGAAAUAAAUCAAAGUUGGUUGAGACUCAGUCGCAAUAAAUCAAGACCUGUCCAAAACUGGAGCCUGCCCAGUCAAAAUGUCAUAGCUUGGCUUUCACUGAGGAUUAAUUAAAGGCCUGAUAUAAAGCCCAGAUGUGCUUCAGGAGAGUAGCAAAAUGCCUGGUGGUGACUAUACUAAAAAUCAAGUCUCCCCAUGAAUCUGCCCACCCAAGAACAUGGAGGAGGAUAAGGCUGGGAGGGAGAGAAGGAGUAAACUGAAUCAAGCAUGUUCUCUGUGAUUUUACAACAUCUAGCUUGUUGGAAAACAAGACGAGCUUUAUGUUAUAGCACCUUUGGAAAAAAAUAAUAAAGGUGCAUAUAAUAAUUCUAACAGCAGCAGUGAACACAAUUGUUAAAAUUAAUC
This is a messenger RNA of Mauremys reevesii (Reeves's turtle), 2124 nucleotides long. RefSeq names its product GDP-mannose 4,6-dehydratase (gene GMDS). Gene Ontology annotation, molecular function: GDP-mannose 4,6-dehydratase activity. The coding region runs from base 439 to 1404 and encodes 321 amino acids. The transcript is spliced from 8 exons. Gene Ontology annotation, biological process: GDP-mannose metabolic process. The record is from RefSeq and is a predicted model, not a curated record. Lineage: Eukaryota; Metazoa; Chordata; Testudines; Geoemydidae.